UGACUCUUUUAAGCGGCUGCUACACAUUAGCCGACUGUUAGCUACAGCAGCUCUCUGAACACAUCUAUAUGAAACACUUUGAUAUCACAGCGGACCAACAGUACCCGGUAGAUAAUAGUAAUAAACAUUACAACUGAAGAAAUGAACAGUCGACUGCAAGAAAUCCGCGAGCGACAAAAACUCAGGCGGCAACUUUUAGCUCAACAGUUGGGAGCUGAAAGCGCAGACAGUAUCGGAGCUGUCCUAAACAGUAAAGAUGAACUAAAGGAGAUAGAGGAGACACGAGAAACAUGCAGGGCUUCAUUUGACAGUUCAACCGUACCUUCCAAAAGGAAGGCACAGACGGAGGGAGAGGACACAGAGGAAGAUGUGGAAGAACAAAAGGAUGAGCCGGAGGUGCCGCAGCCGGAUGAAAGCAACCCAUAUGAGGAAGUGUACAAGGACUCAAGUACUUUCCUUAAGGGUACCCAGAGUUUGAACCCUCACAAUGACUACUGUCAGCACUUUGUCGACACAGGGCACCGGCCGCAAAACUUCAUCAGAGAUGUUGGCUUGGCUGACCGCUUUGAAGAAUACCCUAAGCUUCGGGAGCUGAUCAGACUGAAGGACGAACUCAUCUCCACCACCAACACCCCUCCCAUGUACCUCCAGGCUGAUCCAGAGCGCUUUGACCUGCAGGAUCUGAAGUGCAAGUUUGAUGUCAUUCUGCUCGAGCCUCCCUUAGAGGAAUACUACAGAGAAUCAGGCAUCAGCCACACUGAACGUUUCUGGACCUGGGAUGAUAUCAUGAAACUGGAAAUUGAGGAGAUAUCUGCUCCACGUUCCUUUGUCUUUCUGUGGUGUGGAUCUGGUGAAGGCCUGGACUUGGGCAGAAUGUGUUUGAGGAAGUGGGGUUUUAGGCGGUGUGAGGAUAUCUGUUGGAUCAAGACCAACAAGAAUAACCCAGGCAAGACCAAGGCACUGGACCCAAAAGCAGUAUUCCAGAGGACCAAGGAACACUGCCUAAUGGGAAUCAAAGGCACAGUGCGUAGGAGUACCGACGGCGACUUCAUCCACGCUAACGUCGACAUUGACUUGAUCAUCACUGAGGAGCCUGAGAUGGGAAAUGUAGAGAAGCCCGUGGAGAUCUUCCACAUAAUUGAGCAUUUCUGUUUGGGCCGCAGGAGGUUGCACCUGUUUGGACGAGACUCAACCAUCAGACCAGGCUGGCUGACCGUUGGUCCUACUUUGACAAACAGUAACUUUAACAACGAGGCCUACAACUCGCAUUUUAUCAACACCCCCCUAUCAGGCUGCACCGAGGACAUAGAGAGGCUGCGGCCGAAAUCUCCCCCUGCUAAGCUGAAGUCGGAGCGUGGUGGCGGAGCACCCAGGGGGGGGCGUGGUGGACCAAAUUCAGGAAGAGGCGGAGACAGAGGCCGUGAUAGAAACCGUCCAUUCCGUGGGGACAGGGGAGGGUUCAGGGGCCGAGGAGGACCACAUAGGGGCUUUCCACCUCGCUAGAGCAACAAGCUGAUGCCAACCACACUGAUGCUAGGAAUCCCCAUCUGCAUUAUCUGCAAACACAAUCUGAUUUGUAUUGCAGUCGGGGUAUGGUAUGGGUAGUAUGUGACAGCCGAGAAGUUGGCGAAUGUGAUCUUAUCUUUUUUUUAAUCGUUUCGUUUAUAUUUUUUCAUGGAUGUACUGUAGAUUGAAAGGGUGUCUGAAUAAACAUUCUUCUCACUUUUUA
Molecule: messenger RNA, 1729 nt
Organism: Sebastes umbrosus (honeycomb rockfish)
Lineage: Eukaryota; Metazoa; Chordata; Actinopteri; Perciformes; Sebastidae
Gene: mettl14
Product: methyltransferase like 14
Exons: 11
Coding region: 142-1503 (453 amino acids)
Cellular component (GO): RNA N6-methyladenosine methyltransferase complex; nucleus
Molecular function (GO): mRNA binding
Source: RefSeq, a predicted model, not a curated record